Sitodiplosis mosellana (orange wheat blossom midge) is the source of this 1493-nucleotide messenger RNA. RefSeq lists its product as uncharacterized. The transcript has 8 exons. The record is from RefSeq and is a predicted model, not a curated record. Gene Ontology annotation, biological process: microtubule depolymerization; neuron projection development; regulation of microtubule polymerization or depolymerization. The coding region runs from base 307 to 1191 and encodes 294 amino acids. Gene Ontology annotation, cellular component: neuron projection; cytoplasm. NCBI's taxonomy places the organism in Eukaryota, Metazoa, Arthropoda, Insecta, Diptera, Cecidomyiidae. Gene Ontology annotation, molecular function: tubulin binding.
ACUCUUCAGCCAUUUUCAGACAGAUGGUUUUCAUUGCUUUUCAAGCCAAGUACAAAACACUUUUUUUUCUACGUCGCGGUUGAAUAUUCGACUUCGAAAUUUUAAUUGCUAUCGCCUAUUUGUGAGUUAAAUUCGUAUAAUUAAAUUUUCAUUUUCAAUUCAAACAACGAGUUUGACCGAGUGUGUUCAAAUCGUAAAGUGAAAUUCCAAAUUUUCGGUGUUUAAGGUUGGUGAAAUCCGUGUCCGUGUGCAAUACUAAACAUAUAGAUCAAGCAUUGUUGGAGAAAAAAAAAUUGGAUCGACAAAAUGCUCAUUGGAUUAGUUCGUGAUUCAGUUUUACAAUGUUUCUGCCAUACGUGCCGAGUUCCUGGUUUGCCGGCAGCUGGCGGCAUCCGUGCAAUGUCGGCAAAAACAUUGCGAACGAAACAACCGAAGAUGUCAAACCGACAAAAGUUCAUUUCCACUGAAAUCCGUUGCCAAGAGAAGUCAAAGGGCGGUCUUUGCUACGAAGUGAUUCUCGGUCAACCCGUCGCUAUUCCGAAACAAAUCAAAAGCGCACCAGCAACCAAGAUUGUGUCGGCCGCUGAAAUUGAACGCAAACUCUCUGAAGCUGAAAAACGACGUCUGGAAUUGGAAGCAAAGCGAAGCGCUGAUUGGUUGGCCAAGAAGAACCGAAUCGAAGAGGCUUCGCGCAAGAAGAUCGAAAUGGACAAGGUAUUCGCCAAUCAUGCUCGCGAAAGUUUGAACGCCAAAAUGGACAACUACGGGGAGAACCGUGAAGCUAUCAUGGCCGACAUGAAAGACAAGCUUAAGAGUCAAUUCCAGGAGAUUGAAAAAACUCGUUCAUCGAUGGAACAACAAAAGAGCAUUGAGCGCGUUGCAAUAGAUAAAAAGUUGAAAACUGCCGCCGAAAUGCGAGAUGAAAAUAUCAAGAAAAUGUUGGAACGCCUCAAGGAGCAUAACAAAUUGGCGUCUAGAGCUAAAGCUGAUGCUCGUCAAAAUCAACGAGCGAUGGAAAAAUUGCACAUUUUCGAAAAUAAAUUAUUCCUUGCUGAACAAAAUCGGGAAAAAGAAAUACAGAAAAAACUCGACACCAUACGCCGACACGAUCGUCAUGCUGAAAUUGUUCGCCAAAAAGCGUUGAGCGGUAAAAGCGAACAAAACGAGCCAGUUGCUGUUGCAUGCGGUUAAAUGACAUUGAAUCUAUGCUUCACGCUCGGAAGCGGUAAGCCGUAGUCUCAAACAUCUAUACUCCAGUUUAAAAAAAACGCGGUGGAAACGAACAUUGCCCAACAAUUUGGCAAAUAUACAACACAAAUUUUAUAUUUAUUCUCCAAUAUUCGUAAAAUCCUUGCUUCUGAACGAAAGCUCAACCAAAAAAAAAGAACAUUUACUCAUGUAAUCAAAUAUGACAAAAAAAGAAGAAAAUGAUUUUCGUUUCAUUUUGUUUUUUAAUUGCUAUAAACUCAAGCUUUAUACACGUCAAGUCUCAA